UCGCGGUUAGCUUGUCUUUGGGUUUGUGUUACCAACGUUAAUUUGAUUGUUAGUGGAUUCAGGGCUGCCAACCUUACUGUAACGAUGAGUGCUUCCGGGAUUGUUCAAUACGUGGUAGUCCGAGGCGACCUCUUGAAAGAGUUGGGUUGGCCAAUCGGCGCUGUCAUCGCUCAAGCCUGUCAUGCUGCCACCGCAGUCACCCAUUUGUUCCACGAGGACGAACACACCCAACUAUACUUGAAAGACCUGGACAACAUGCACAAAGUGGUGCUAGAAGCCCCAAACGAAAGCAGCUUAGUCACCUUGAAAGACAAACUCAACGAAAAUAACAUCAAACACAAACUGUGGAUCGAGCAACCCGAAAAUAUACCCACGUGUCUAGUGGCCAAGCCGUACCCCAAAGACGAAAUCCAGAAGUAUUUCAAAAAAUUCAAACUGUUUAAAAGUUGACAUGUAUCUAUAGUAAGAAUUGAAUAAAAAUAAAAACGCA
Messenger RNA from Zophobas morio, 490 nucleotides. Its product is annotated as putative peptidyl-tRNA hydrolase PTRHD1. The record is from RefSeq and is a predicted model, not a curated record. Bases 85 to 450 code for a protein of 121 amino acids. The transcript has 2 exons. Gene Ontology annotation, molecular function: peptidyl-tRNA hydrolase activity. Lineage: Eukaryota; Metazoa; Arthropoda; Insecta; Coleoptera; Tenebrionidae.